UUUAAACUUCAAACAUGGGAUCUGUUUCUUAGGUUAUGUCAAUUUCAAAAGUUUAUUUACGUUUAUUUCAAAAGUUUAUUUUGUAAAUUUAUGUUUUUAUAGUAGAUCGAGUAGAUCUGUUAUUUCCUUUUAUUUAGUGCUCAUAUUGAUAUAAACGUUAAACUGUAAAUACACAUAAUGAAUGUCAAGGAAGUCCAGGAAAAGGUGAAAGAGUAUGAAAAUUUCAUUGAAGAUAAACUCAAACCCGACCUAGAAGACAUAGUAGUGAUCCUUAAAGACAAAAGUACGAAGUUAAAAGACUGGGAAGAAGUAAAAACAACUGUGAAAACGGUUCGUAGAUCUAAAGAAAAAGAUCGAGACAUGGUAGUGAAAGUAGACAUUGGGGGAGGUAUUUUAGCCCAAGGAGAAAUUAGUGAUCUAGAACAGAUAUAUGUAGACGUAGGCUUAGGUUAUAUGCUUGAGAUGAACCACCAGGAAGCCGAUAGAUACGCAGAUAUCAGGAUGAAUUUGCUGAAGAAGGAAAUAGCUCACUUUAGAAAGAUGGCUGUAGACGUUAAAGUUAAUAUUAAAUUGAUAUUGCUGGCUCUCAGUGAGUUACAAGCCACCGUAACACCAACAAAUUUGCUUACGAAUAACAAAUAAUAAGGUUUACCAUUUUAGGGCUAUAUCUCCUUCAAAAAGGCUGUGUUUUUCAUCAGGACUGCAAGUUAUUGUACAAAAUGUUACUGCAAAACAGAUUCGUAUAACGUUGAUCUGGAUACUGCAAAAGUGUGAUUACAGUGGUAUUGCUAACUUGGCUCCAGUGUUCAUAGUUUAAAUUAAGGACUGUAUACCAAUAGUUAAUUAAGUGCAAAACAGGAAUGAUUUGGCUCAACUUGUGAUAGAAACAAUACCUACCAUUGACUUUGAUGUUAUUAUGUAUGGUGUAAUGAAUAAAAAACAAUAUUUUACCAUGA
This is a messenger RNA of Diabrotica virgifera virgifera (western corn rootworm), 956 nucleotides long. Its product is annotated as protein UXT homolog. Gene Ontology annotation, cellular component: cytoplasm; prefoldin complex. The record is from RefSeq and is a predicted model, not a curated record. Gene Ontology annotation, biological process: protein folding; regulation of DNA-templated transcription. NCBI's taxonomy places the organism in Eukaryota, Metazoa, Arthropoda, Insecta, Coleoptera, Chrysomelidae. Bases 178 to 642 code for a protein of 154 amino acids. The transcript has a single exon.